This is a messenger RNA of Melopsittacus undulatus (budgerigar), 633 nucleotides long. It is a transcript of the gene POLR3G, whose product is annotated as RNA polymerase III subunit G. The record is from RefSeq and is a predicted model, not a curated record. Gene Ontology annotation, cellular component: RNA polymerase III complex. NCBI's taxonomy places the organism in Eukaryota, Metazoa, Chordata, Aves, Psittaciformes, Psittaculidae. Gene Ontology annotation, biological process: cell population proliferation; transcription by RNA polymerase III.
AUGGCAGGGUCAAGUAGAGGAAGAGGGCAUUCUGCAUUUACAUUCAACAUUGAGGUCAUUGGGUUUGCUAAAGGUGCUGUUUUGCCUGAUGUCACGUGUCAACCUCCACCACCCUUUCCUAGUACAGACAAUAAGACAGUGCCUCUGAAAACAGGAGAAGACGAAGAUUACAUGUUGGCCUUAAAACAAGAUUUUAGAGGAACUAUGAAAAAAAUGCCAUAUUUUGUGGCAGUAGAAGAAGAUCAUGAAGUAAUUAAGAGGUACAGUAAAAAGUAUCAGGACAAGGAACAUCCAACAUGGACCCCAGAUUGGAGGAGGCUCCCAAGAGAAAUGAAGCCAAGGAAAAAGACCAAGAAAGCAGGUGCAAACCCAAGAAAGGCAAAAAGCUCCGAGCCUAAAAGUAAUGUGGAUGUGCUGAAAAAAAUUGAGGAGUUGGAAAAGAAGGAUGAUGAAGAAGAAAAAUCUGAAGAUGAGAAAGACAAAACAAAAGAAGGUGAAGAUGAUGAAGAAGCAGAAAUCUCAGAGGAAUAUGAUGAAGAAGAGCAAGAAGAGGAAAAUGACUAUUCGUAUUUUGAAGAUGGAGAUGACUUUAGUGCUGGCAGUGAUGACAAUAUGGAUGAAGCAACAUACUAG